AUGAAAGUUAAAAAAAAUAUUGACUAUGAGAAAAGAAAUGGAGAGUGGAGGAAGUUACUGAGAACUUCAGAGAGAAUUUGGAACAAAAACUUAUCAACCAUUGUCAACUGGUCUCCAUACUCAACUGAACAAGAACUUCUUCAGCAGAUCAAUUGCAUGUUGGAUCAUGGUACUAAAGUUAUAAUAUAUAAUCUUUGGGAGGAUGAAGAAGAACAGCUUGAACUUGAUUUUGAUACAGAUCCUCUUGACAUUCAAAUUAGAGGAAUCAACAGAGAUGAGAGGAUGAUUAGCAUGGUACAACAGUUUCCAAACUCGAAACACUUCUUGACUUAUCAACAUUCCUUGAGGAGUUAUGCUUCAAUUCUCUAUCUGAGGCUUCCAACUCAGUUUCGAAUUUAUCUUCGCGGCCUGGAAGUGAAACACCAUAACAUGAUCAAUGACAUGAUGUUGAUUAAGGAGAUGACUUACAAACCUCAGAUUCAGAUUCAGAACAGUAUGCUGAGACAAGCAGUUUCUAAUGUGACAAUUGGGUUUGUCAAGGAUGCACAUCAUCACAUUGAUGUUCAAGGUUUCAAUGUCUAUCAUAAGAAUAGACUCAUCAAGCCAUUUUGGAGGGUUUGGAAUCCUGCAGGCAGUGACGGUCGUGGAGUGAUAGGUGUUUUGGAAGCUAAUUUUGUUGAACCAUCUCAUGAUAAACAAGGCUUUGAACGCACAACCGUUCUUUCAAGACUCGAAUCGCGCUUGCUUUUUAUGCAAAAGAACUACUGGAGGUCAAAUUGUGGGAGAGUUGGUUAUGCUGCAAGACGAGUUGUUGAUGAUCAAGAACACAUUCCAACUAAUCACAAUGGGCUUGUUUUGCGAUCCUCACCAGCCGUGAAUGCCAAUUUAAUUCCUCGGUCAGGUGAAAGAUCUAAUGGUGCGUCAAAUUCUCUUAUGGAGGCUCAGCAAGAAAGGCCACAAGCUUCUGUAACUGAUGAAAAAGCUCAACCUCAAGACACUGCUGCAGAAGGAGCUGAAUAUGCUGCAUCGAAAGAGAAACCCCAUGACACUGAGUCAAAAGAAAAUACAUUGGGCCAAGAGACUGCUUCAAAAGAAAAUGUCUUGGACCAAGAGACUGCAUCAGAGAAAAGACCCCAUGAGACUGCUUCUAAAGAAAGAGCCCAAGAGACUGCAUCAGAAGAAAGAGCCCAUAAAAUGACUAGGAUAAGUUCACAGGUGGCCUCUACAUCUGAAGGUUACCAAAUCAAGAUGGAAGAGGUGAAAGGAAACACAAUGGAAAGAUCAGCUGCUAGAAAUGCAGUAUACAUGAAGCUUGAAUUAAAGUAUGUCUCAACUUGCCAAAACGAGAGAUGCAAAUCUCUCAAACUGGAACUUGAGGAGACAAAAGAAAAGAUGAUGAAUUUGGAUAAAGAACAAUCCAAACUAAUUGGUAUACUCUUGGAGGAAAGGACGAAAGGAGAAAUGGAAGAGGAUAGACUGAAGAAUAGCUUAAUGGAGGCUAAUAAAACCAUCUCGGCUCUGACUGAGAAGGUGGCAGAGCUCGAAAGAGUUAUCCAUACAGAGGCCAAGCUGAAAAAAAGUGAAGACUCAGUCACCAUGCUUCCUAGCUGAUUAGGUUUUAUAUGUGAAAUUUCGUUUUUCAAAAUAUUGAUCUCUUUGCACUUUGCAGGCUUAAGAGUUAAGACUCGGUUAAUAAGUUACAUUUUAUUUGAAUAAUGCUUAUCUGUACGCCUAUGCUACACUUCUGAAUUACAUAUUAUGAUAAUGGAGUUUUCUUAUGGUCA
Molecule: messenger RNA, 1784 nt
Organism: Humulus lupulus (European hop)
Lineage: Eukaryota; Viridiplantae; Streptophyta; Magnoliopsida; Rosales; Cannabaceae
Product: protein MICRORCHIDIA 4-like
Exons: 12
Coding region: 1-1611 (536 amino acids)
Cellular component (GO): nucleus
Molecular function (GO): ATP hydrolysis activity
Source: RefSeq, a predicted model, not a curated record